Molecule: messenger RNA, 1914 nt
Organism: Loxodonta africana (African savanna elephant)
Lineage: Eukaryota; Metazoa; Chordata; Mammalia; Proboscidea; Elephantidae
Product: olfactory receptor 1F1-like
Exons: 1
Coding region: 110-1051 (313 amino acids)
Biological process (GO): G protein-coupled receptor signaling pathway
Cellular component (GO): plasma membrane
Molecular function (GO): G protein-coupled receptor activity; olfactory receptor activity
Source: RefSeq, a predicted model, not a curated record
CUAACUCAUUUGCAAAUGUAGGUCACCCUGGAGGUUGAUAUGUCAUAUCUUAACCACCAGUGUCUAGGUUUCUGAAUUUGAUGUUGUGUAUUGACUUGGAUUUGUGACCAUGAACAGGGGAAACCAGUCGAGUGUCUCUGAGUUCCUCCUCCUGGGGCUCUCCAGGCAACCCCAGCAGCAGCAGCUCCUCUUUGUGCUCUUCCUGAGCGUGUACCUGGUCACAGUCCUGGGAAACCUGCUCGCCAUCCUGGCCACCACCACAGACUCCCACCUGCACACCCCCAUUUAUUUCUUCCUCAACAACUUGUCCUUUGUGGACGUCUGCUUCUCCUCCACCACUGUCCUCAAGAUGCUGGCCAACCACAUACUCGGGAAUCAGACCAUAAUCUUCUCUGGGUGUCUAACACAGCUGUAUUUUUUCAUUGCGUUUUGUGAUGUGGACAAUUUCUUCUUGGCUGUGAUGGCCUAUGACUGCUUUGUUGCUCUGUGCUGCCCCUUACACUACACAACAAAGGUUACCCAUCAGCUCUGUGCCCUGCUGGCUGCUGUGUUUUGCGUCAUUGCCAAUCUGAAUGCCCUGUUGCAUACGCUGCUGAUGGCUCAGCUUUCAAUCUGUGCAGACAACACGAUCCUCCACUUCUUCUGUGAUGUGACUCCUCUCUUGAGACUCUCCUGGUCUGGCACAUACCUCAAUGAGAUGAUGAUUCUCACAGAGGGAGCCCCGAUAAUGAUUACCCCAUUUGUUUGCAACCUGGCUUCCUAUAUUUGCAUCACCUCUGCUGUCCUGAGAGUUCCAUUCACAAAGGGAAGAUGGAAAGCCGUUUCCACCUGUAGCUCCCACCUGGCUGUGGUUUCCCUCUUCUAUGGUACCAUCAUUGCUGUGUAUUUCAAACCUUCAUCCUCCCACUCAGCAGAGAAAGAAAUUGCAGCUGCUGUAGUGUGUGCAGUGGUGACCUCCAUGGUGAACACUUUCAUCUACAGCCUCAGGAACAAGGGUGUGAAAUGGGCUCUAAGAAAAGUGACUUUUAUGAAAAUAUUUUCUGUUAAAUAAUGACUUGGACUCCAAAAGUCAUAAAGGAUGCUACUUUGUAAUAAAGCUUUUUUUUUUUUCCUAAUCCCUGAAACCUAGCAGUUGUCCAUUUAUGUAUUUGUCUUGGGUAAUGAAACUCUUGGUACAGACUCUUCAAGUUACGGUGGGAAAGGGUUAUUCUUUUACCAAAUGACCAGACUAUUUCAACUGCGAAUGCCCUCCAGCCAAAACCACCAGCAACACACCUCUAGUUUAUUGUGUUUAUUAAUCAUUAUGACAAGAAAGAACAUACCCAAUGAAGAUCUGUGGGACUUCUCAGUAGGAGGAGGUUAGAAAGGUCUUAUAGGAUUUGAGUGUGAGCUGAUUUUGGUGAGGAUUUAAGAAAUCAAGGCUUUGAUUUGGAUUAGAUGUUGUCAGAAACCAGGGUUAAUUCUUAUUGGACAUGUCAGUAUCUUAUCUACAAGUAUGAAGACUAGAGGGAAGCAAAAGCUGUAAUUGGCAAGGAAUCAGCCAUCACUCAUAUCAGCCAGGAAGGGGGAUUAAAAAAUAAUUUUUUUGUGUGCUUUAAGUGAAAGUUUACAAAUCAAGUCAGUCUCUCAUAGAAAAAUUUAUAUACACCUUGCUACAUACUCCUAAUUGCUCUCCCCCUAAUGAGACAGCACACUCCUUCCCUCCACUCUCUAUUUUCGUGUCCAUUAUGCCAGGUUCUGACCCCCGCAUCCCUCUCAUCUCCCCUCCAGAUAGGUGAUGGCAACAUAGGCUCGUGUGUCUACUUGAUCCAAGAAGCUCAUUCUUCACCAGCAUCAUUUUCUAUCACAUAGUCCAGUCCAAUCCCUGUCUGAAGAGUGGGCUUUGGGAAUGGUUCCUGUCUUGGGCUAACAGAA